AGCCAUGGCGGCCGAAUGGGACGGAGUCCUCCUCACCUACCAGCGCGGCGGCUGCGUCGCCGCCUUCCAGCGAGAGCUGGAGGUUCGCCGGCUGCGGGGCGGCCUGGGCCCCCGCCCGCCCCCGCUCCUCCUGGCCGUGGAGGAUCCCUGGCACCAGCUGGGCAGCGGCGGAGCCACCCUCAACGCCUUGCUGGUGGCGGCAGAGCACCUCAGCGCCAGGGCGGGCUGCACGGUGGUGAGCUCAGACGUCCUGAGGGAAGCUCGGAUCCUCAUCCUGCACAUGGGCCGAGACUUCUCCUUUGAUGACUGUGGCAGGGCCUUCACCUGCCUGCCCGUGGAGGAGCCCAGUGCCCCAGCUGAGGCUCUGGUCUGCAACCUGGACAGCUUGCUGGAGACCAUGACACACCGGCUCUGCGUGGGCUCUCCCCCGGGCGUGUGGGUCUGCAGCACAGACAUGCUCCUCACCGUGCCCUCAGAACCAGGGAUCGACUGGGAUGGCUUCCAGGGGGUCAGAGUGAUUGCAGUGCCCGGGAGCCAGAUGUAUGCCAGGUGCCACGGAGUCUACCUCGCUGACGAGCAGGGGCUGGUCCAUGACAUCAUCUACAAGGGCACAGAGGCCCAGAUCCGGCAGUGCGCGGGGCCCGACGGCACCGUCCCCCUGGUAGGGCACAGCUGGGGUGCUGGUGGCCGUGCCAGCCCUGCCCCCUGCGUGGCCACGGCUGUGACCUCGGCCCUGCUGUGCCCUCGGCAGGUCUGUGGGGUGGUUUUCUUCUCCUCGGAUGCUGCCGAGCAGCUGCUGGCCACUCACGUCAUCCCUCCUCUGGAUGCCUGCACCUACCUGGGGCUGGACUCGGGGGCACCACCCAUCCAGCUCUCCCUCUUCUUCGACAUGGUGCUGUGCAUGGCAGCAGGGGUGACAGAGGAGGGCUUCGUGAAGGGUGGCAGCGAUGCCAGCGUGAGGAGUGCCCGCUCGGUGCUGUGGGCAGCGCUCCGUGCCUUCCCUCUCAGCAUGGCCUGCAUCUCCAAGGCAUCCUACGACUACCUGAGCACCUCUGCCAGCGACCACAUCCGCAGCCUGACGCUGCUGCCCACCUCUGCCAGCCACUUCCACUUCUGCCCAACAGCCCAUGCCCACCUGGAUCAACCCUGGCUCCUGGAGGAAGGUUCUGCAGUCACCAACUGCCUGCUGGAAGGAGCUGUGCGGCUGGCGGCUGGCAGCGUCAUCCAGCACUGCCACCUCCAGGGUCCCCUGGAGAUCGGUCCUGGCUGCCUCAUCUCGGGCCUGAGCUCAGGCUGCUCAGCAGCCCUGCAGGGCUGUCCCUUGCGCGACGUCGUCCUUCAGGGCCACCAUGUGCGGCUGCACGCCCUGCCCUGCCGCGUCUUCACCCUCACCGGCCGCCUCGACGACUGGCAGAGCCCUCUUGAAGAGGCCACCUACCUGAACGUGCCCUGGGCUGAGUUCUUCCGCCGGACGGGCAUACGGGCAGGGGACCUGUGGGCCGCGGAGGCGCCGGCGAGCAGCCGCUGCCUGCUGAACGCGAGGCUGUUCCCGGUGCUGCACGCCCGCCAGGCGCUGGGGCUGCCGGAUCUGCUGUGGCUGCUGGCCCCGACGGUGCCCGGCGAGCAGCUGGCACGCUGGAGGGCAGCCUGGCGCAUGUCCUGGCAAGAGCUGUUGCCCUGCCUGGACAAGGCAGCCGAGUUGGGUGCCCGCAGGGAGCUCUUCUUCCUGCAGGCACAGCGCAAGGUGCGGAGGGUGCUGCUGGGGCGCCAGGACAGCAGCCUCCUGCCCCUCGCCUGCAGUGCUGUCCAUGAGGGCUACCACGAGGCCGUGCUGGGCACGCUGGAUGAGGUGGCCUCCGGGAGCGGUGACGCUGGCAUCGCCGCACGGGCGCUGGCCUGCGUGGCAGAGGUGCUGGGCUGCAUGGCACGGGGGGAGGGCGGCCUGCGGAGCGGCCCCGCUGCCAACCGCGAGUGGGCUCCUGCCCUGCGGCGCCUGGAGAGCGGAGACCUGGCCGGCGGCGUGCGGCUGCUGGCUGCGGAGAGGCGCAAGUGGAUGAGCAGCCCGGCCCUGCUGGUGCGAGCAGCUCGGCACUACGAGGGGGCAGAGCAGAUCCUGGUGCGGCAGGCGGUGAUGUCCUCCUGCCAGUUUGUCAGCGUGGGGCAGACGGAGCUGCCACCCGUGGGGCACUGGGUGCAGGUGACCUGCCCAGCCCGCUUGGACCUCUCCGGUGGCUGGAGUGACACCCCCCCCAUCAGCUACGAGCACGGCGGGGCCGUGGUGGACGUGGCGGUGCUGGUGGACGGGCGCAGGCCCAUCGGGGCGCGGGCGCGGCGCAUCGGCCAGCCCCAGCUGCGCCUGCUCAGCCUGGGGGCCAGCACCAGCCAGCUGCUGUGCCAGGAGCUGGAGGACCUGCAGGAUUACUGCCAGCCCCAUGCACCAGGAGCCCUGCUGAAAGCUGCCUUCAUCUGCACCCAGGUGGUGCAGUUCCCCUCCGAGAAACCCCUCAGGGUCCAGCUCAUGGAGAACUUCGGGGGUGGCUUUGAAGUGCACACUUGGUCCGACCUGCCCCAUGGCUCCGGCCUUGGCACCAGCAGCAUCCUGGCAGGAGCGGUGAUGGCUUCGCUGUACCGAGCAGCUGGGAAGGUUGCCAGCACCGAGUCUCUCAUCCACGCUGUGCUGCACCUGGAGCAGAGGCUCACAACAGGUGGUGGCUGGCAGGACCAAGUGGGGGGGCUCAUGCCUGGCAUCAAAAUCGGGCGGUCGAAAGCCCAGCUGCCGCUCAGGGUGGAGGUGGAGAAGAUCUCAGUGCCUGAGGGCUUCACCCAGACCCUCAACGACCACCUUCUGCUGGUCUACACGGGCAAGACUCGCCUGGCACGCAACCUGCUGCAGGACGUGGUGAGGAACUGGUAUGCCAGGCUGCCCUCCAUCGUGCAGAAUGCCAACGCGCUGGUGAGCAACGCCGAGGAGUGUGCCCGGGCCUUGAGGCAAGGUGACCUGCCGCUCCUCGGCCAGUGCCUGGAGCGCUACUGGCAGCAGAAGAAGUGCAUGGCCCCCGGGUGCCAGCCGCUGGCCGUGGGGCGCAUGAUGGCAGCUCUGCAGCCCCACGUCUACGGGCAGUGCCUGGCUGGGGCUGGGGGUGGAGGCUUCCUCUACGUCUUAACCAAAGCCCCUGGGCAGAAAGAGGCUUUGCAACAGGUCCUAGCACAAACUCAGGGACUGGGCAACUUCAGCAUCCACAGCAUCCAAGUGGACACAGGUGGUUUCUCUGUGGAGGUGUUGGGAUGUGAGCCAGAGGAUUCUACUCACCUGGGAGAGGACAGGGCUGUGUGAAGGACUUCCCUGAGCUGCUCCUGCCUGCCAGGCAGGGCAGGGAGCAGCUUUCUGAAGUGGGGGAACUCCUCACUGCUUCAGAGGCAGCUCCAGCAGGUGCCUUAAAGCCUUUUUUUAUGCUGCUACUUUAACUCCCAAAACCACAGAGGCUGGAGAAGCUGUAACAAGUUGGGCAAGCAAAGCCACUCCUAGGGCCUCCAGGCUGGUUUUGGGGGCUUCACUCCAGUUUCCCUGGCUCUCCAAAGGCACAAGAACAGCAGUUCUGAUGCUGCUUCUAGCAGGAGCCUCCCUGCAAUGCUCCUGCACCAAGGAUGCACCUGGAUGUGGGUCCAAGCUCCUCUCCCAUGCCGAAGGACUGUUUCUGCAGUGAGUUCCUAGACCCUGCAGGCUCUUUGACUUAAAAAGCCUUGCUCCCAGCA
Molecule: messenger RNA, 3753 nt
Organism: Pogoniulus pusillus (Red-fronted tinkerbird)
Lineage: Eukaryota; Metazoa; Chordata; Aves; Piciformes; Lybiidae
Gene: FCSK
Product: fucose kinase
Exons: 22
Coding region: 5-3334 (1109 amino acids)
Biological process (GO): GDP-L-fucose salvage
Molecular function (GO): fucokinase activity; ATP binding
Source: RefSeq, a predicted model, not a curated record